This is a messenger RNA of Nematostella vectensis (starlet sea anemone), 2847 nucleotides long. RefSeq lists its product as uncharacterized. The transcript has 11 exons. Lineage: Eukaryota; Metazoa; Cnidaria; Anthozoa; Actiniaria; Edwardsiidae. Gene Ontology annotation, biological process: receptor guanylyl cyclase signaling pathway; cGMP biosynthetic process; intracellular signal transduction. The record is from RefSeq and is a predicted model, not a curated record. Bases 219 to 2174 code for a protein of 651 amino acids. Gene Ontology annotation, molecular function: peptide receptor activity; guanylate cyclase activity.
AUCUGUAUAUUCAAGUAUAUAGAUUACUACAAAUAAAACAAAGAAUUUCAAGUUCCUGCUUACAUAAUAGCAAUCAGCCCAUUGUAGAGUCUGCGCAACGGAAAUUAUUCCAGCCACCUGUUCCAAAAGACUUAGGUUUACUUAUAUCAUCGAACUGUGGCGAAAACGUUUGCUAUCAGACUAGACCGGGCCACAGUCCUUAUCUGCAGUACUCACAAAUGGAUCAAGCUGAUAGUGAGACCGAGAAUCUUUCAGGGAGAAAGAUCACACGGACAUACUGGAAGCGUUAUUUCCGUUCUCCUGGUCUGAACCAAGUAAACACAUUUGACUCAGGGGGGAGGGGUCAGGUGUGUGGACAGUAUGACGCCACGUCUGCAUGGGCACGAAGACUCCAGACUCUGAAAAUCCUCAGCGUGUCAAUCAUCGCGGUGCUAGGGCUACUUGCCUUUGUCAGUAUCGACGUGUACCGGGCGCAGGGGACUAUCAGAAAGGAGAGAGAUAUCCAGAAAGGCUUAGGUACAAGUAUCGCGGUGGCAGAGUUGAUACAUACUCUACAGAUAGAAAGAGGAACUACAGUUCUAUGCAUUAGCUCUCCAAACAGCACACCCGUGGGCAAGGAUCUGAACAAAGCCCGCUUGAAUACCGACAAAAACAUCAAAAGCAUCAUAAACUGGCCGGAGGGGAGGCAGUCUUUGCAAAGUCGAGAAAUAUUCAUACGAGAUGUAACCGAUUUUAGAAGUAGAGGUGAGGUAGAGAGAUGCGUGCUCAACAUUACUAUCCAGGAGACGCUGAAUUUUUAUACGGGAUUGAUCGACACGAUGAUUGAUUGGCUUUUUGUAAGCAUUAAGAGCAGCAAAGGAGAGAGCGUGUUGUUCGAGUUACUUGGAUAUCGGAUGUUCCUUAUUGCAAAGGAAAAGACAGGUCUAGAGAGGGCAAUGGGCGGGUCGUACUUCUCCCGCGGGUACUUCAAUAAAACAGAGGAGCUGAUCCUGUAUGCUGAGCAUAAUGUAAUUGGAAAAAUGUUUCUAAAUUCAAGUAUGGAAUUUAUGCCGAAGCUGAAGACUUAUUAUACUGAUACCGUGAGCAAAGAGACUGGUGUCUUUAGCAGCUUGAUCGAUACACUCAACGCAAAGCGGGCUAUCAUUCUGAGUAAUGAACAGCGUCAAGCAAACGUGACCGAGGGUCAAAAUUGGUUUAAGCUGAUGACGAACUAUAUUGAUAUACUGUUAACAGUGCAAGAGAAAGCCGGAGAAAACCUGAUUUUUACCAUCGAGGAAAGCAUCGACGACAGUGAGAACGAUCUUAUCAUUCGUGCGGUCACCCUGUUUGUUGUGGUAGCCCUCACCCCAAUCCUCUUCGUCACGGUCGCGCGCAUGACUAAUACCAUCCACAAGUACGGCAGCGAGCUUGCAAAGACCACCAGGAGUCUGAAAGAGGAGCAACAGCGCACUGAUGAGCUUCUCUCGGCAAUGUUCCCGCGCUCCGUCGCAGAGACUCUAAAACUCGGCGAGAAAGUACCGUCAGAGCAUUUCGACAGCGUUACCGUCUUCUUUAGUGAUAUCGUGGACUUCACCAACAUGUGUGCUAUGAUAUCACCCAUGUCAGUCACCCAGAUGUUGAACGAUGUGUACAGCGUUUUUGAUGACCACAUCGAAAAAUACGACGUUUACAAAGUUGAGACGAUCGGAGAUGCAUACAUGGUGGUCAGCGGUCUACCCUUGCGAAAUGGCACCUCGCAUGCAGACGAGAUUGGCCGCAUGUCCCUGGAUCUAGUCCGUCUCACUGAGACGACAACAUUGGAUAGUGUACCUAAAGGGAAAAAGUUGAUGGUGCGCGUUGGCAUACACACAGGACCGUGUGUGUCGGGCGUAGUCGGGUACAAAAUGCCGCGGUACUGCUUGUUUGGAGACACUGUCAACACAGCCUCAAGAAUGCAAACGACAGGAAUACCACAAAAAGUUCACAUCAGUGAGACCACGUACGAUCUUCUUACCAAGUUCAAUACUUUCCACAUGGAGUAUCGCGGUACAUUGGAAGUAAAGGGUAAGGGGCUUAUGCGCACAUACUGGCUUCUGGGACACGAGGCCACGUCCAAAAACACGGAAGAUCUGCCUGGUCUGCUUAACGAGGGCUUUGAGCCAUGCGAAGGACAACUGGGAUUUCUCUCCCUUUGAGAGUCCACAGGGUUUCCUGUUGAAGCUGCUAAGCGAAGGGUCUGAACCAUGCGAAGAACAACUUAGAAUUCUGUGUGACCGGGUUGAAAGAGUUGUCGUCACAGGGAUCCCAUUAUUACCCCAGACCGGGGUAAGCGUAGGUCAUAGCCUUUUGGUAUGAUACAAGAGACUAAGUGGAGCAAACACAACUUGUGUGUGAAUGUGUGAAUUUUGCCAGAAUAUUAUAUCUAUCUUUUGAAGUUAUUUUAAUGGAUGAUUCGUGUUUGUACAUCUAGAAAAGAAGGCCGAAAUGUGAAUGAACUUUUGAGUUGUCGACUGUUCAUAGCAGAUAUUGUGUAAACAAAGAAAGAGUUCAGAUACAGAAAAUAUGUAUGGAUAAAAAGUUGUUUAACAUCUCAAAUAUAUUAUACAUAUAAUUAUAUGACAUUGGGGGGUUAACUAAAGUACUUGUAAAUAGAUUCAAAAUAUAGACAUUAAACUGUAAAUAAUUAUUUUGUCCUUUGAUGGAAAGGCUUCAGAGCAACCAAAAAAGUAAGAAAAAUGAAAUGAAAUGCUAUUUAUUCUGAAAUAAGGAAUUUGGAACUGUUAUGAUAUAUUAUGUGUUUUAUGAAACAACUUAUGUAAAUAUACCACGUCAGUCGAGAUAAUGAGAAUAAAAAUCACCCAUCGAAAA